UCAAACAAAUAUUUCUUUUGUGCUCUUUUUCUUUCCAACAUCGGCCAAAUAUAUAAAUAAAGCCAAGAAAACCCAAGUAAACAAAAAGUACAAAAGAGGCAAGAAUGACAAGACUCACAAUCGUUUUAGCUGGAGCUCUCUGCCUCCUCUCUCUCGCUCAAGUCGCCAAUUCCGAGAAGGCUAAAUUCAUCGUCAGGGGAGAUGUGUACUGUGAUUAUUGUCGUGCCACUUUCGUCACUCAAUUCAGCAAGCGUAUGCCAGGAGCGGAAGUGAAGUUGGUAUGCAGAGAUGAUUUUGACAAAGAUAAUAUUACAUUUCGCAUGACUGGGAUUGUAACCGACGACAAGGGAGAGUACACAAUAGAAGUGGAAGAUGAUCAUAAAGGUGAAACCUGUGAGGUCACAUUGGUGAAGAGUAGCAUGCAUGACUGCGCUGAGAUUGUAAAAGACGGUUUGGGAAGAAAACCGGCAGCUGAUGUUGUCCUCACCAACACAAAUUUCUACCAUGGUAAGUUCCGUAAUGCCAGUUCACUGACAUUCUCCCCCAAGAAAAGGGCACCUGAAUGCAUUGAACUCAAAAAGGAGAUCGAAGAAGACCCCAUCCCCUUGCCUGAUCAUUAAUGCGAUAUAUAUAUAUAUAUAUAUAUAAUGGAGCUUAAUUAAUUUCUUAUAUGUUAUAAUGCAUGUGUUUUGGGUAAUAUUAGGGAAGGAUUAAGCAUGUAUUAGCUAUAUCCUGAUGUGAAUGAGUUAAAGUAUUCUAUAGAUAGAGGAACUAAGCAUGUAAUAUCUAAUAAUUUUUAAAUUUUAAACUCUUGAAAGUACUUUGAAAUUUUGGACUUGACA
Molecule: messenger RNA, 842 nt
Organism: Sesamum indicum (sesame)
Lineage: Eukaryota; Viridiplantae; Streptophyta; Magnoliopsida; Lamiales; Pedaliaceae
Product: pollen allergen Che a 1
Source: RefSeq, a predicted model, not a curated record